AUGUUGUUAUUGUGUUCGUUACGAGAGGAUGAUUAUGAUACAUUUGUCCUUACAAUGAUUAAUGGUAGGACCACUAUUAGUUACAAGGAGGUGACCUCAACAUUGGUGAAUUAUAAGUUGAGGAAGAGUGAUGGCGAACCCUCCGAGAAGGCAUCAGGAGAUGCAUUGACAAUGAGAGAUCGUAGUCCUAAACCCCGUCCAUUUAAUCGCACAAAAUCGAAGCCAAUAGGUGGUCAUAGAAAUGUGGCUUGUUAUGUAGACUCUACAGAGUGGAUAUUGGAUUCAGGUGCUAAAUAUCAUAUUUGUCCUAGGAGGGAUUGGUUCUCUAGCUUUGAAGAGUUGGAGAGAGGGGAUGUUGUGUUAAUGGAAAAUGAUCACGUAUGUCCCAUUAGUGGUAUUGGAACAGUUCGAAUCAGGAUGUGUGACGGUGUAACUAGGGAGUUGAAGGAAGUGAAAUUCAUUCCUCAAUUGACGAAGAAUAUCAUUUCACUUGGAACUUUGGAGACAUCAGGUUAUAAGGUGAUCAUGGAGAAUGCAACUUUGAAGGUCACCAAGGAGUCCAUGGUGGUGAUGAGAGAUGUCCAGAAAAACAAUCUUUACUACUUGAAGGGCAAGACAAUAACAGAGGGUUUGGCAGCUUAUAUUACCACAGAGGAGGAUAGUACUCAUCUAUAG
Molecule: messenger RNA, 675 nt
Organism: Asparagus officinalis (garden asparagus)
Lineage: Eukaryota; Viridiplantae; Streptophyta; Magnoliopsida; Asparagales; Asparagaceae
Exons: 2
Coding region: 1-675 (224 amino acids)
Source: RefSeq, a predicted model, not a curated record